Galendromus occidentalis (western predatory mite) is the source of this 1123-nucleotide messenger RNA. It is a transcript of the gene Nubpl, whose product is annotated as NUBP iron-sulfur cluster assembly factor, mitochondrial. Gene Ontology annotation, biological process: iron-sulfur cluster assembly; mitochondrial respiratory chain complex I assembly. Gene Ontology annotation, cellular component: mitochondrion. Bases 236 to 1033 code for a protein of 265 amino acids. The record is from RefSeq and is a predicted model, not a curated record. NCBI's taxonomy places the organism in Eukaryota, Metazoa, Arthropoda, Arachnida, Mesostigmata, Phytoseiidae. The transcript is spliced from 6 exons. Gene Ontology annotation, molecular function: ATP-dependent FeS chaperone activity; 4 iron, 4 sulfur cluster binding; ATP binding.
CUCUAUUGCUACCAGACAGUGACCGGUAUAAAAUUCAUGGCGGUCGCCGAUCCUCGACAAAGCAAUGUCGAUGCACUGCUGCGGAAAAUAUUCGAGAUCUAUGCCGACUACGGAUUGAAGAAUCCGUUCUACGCUCUGGAGCAGCCCAUAAGAUGUGAACUUUUCGACAUCCACCUUCAGCAGGCUGUUGAAGGUAUCGACCGAAUGUGAGACGCCUCCCGAUGUGACUCAACGGAUGCAAAAAGGCCUGCCGAAGACUCUGCCCCUUGCCGGAGUGAAGAAAGUUGUUCUCGUAUCAUCUGCCAAGGGUGGUGUCGGAAAGUCUACAACAACAGUCAAUCUCGCGAUCUGUGCAGCCAAGAAAGGCCUUUCAGUAGGUCUUCUAGACGCUGAUGUUUUCGGUCCGUCGAUUCCGCGAAUGAUGAAUCUCUCAGGCGAGCCUGAGCUCAACAAGCAAAACCUCAUGGUACCGCUUCGGAACUUCGACGUGCGAGUGAUGUCGAUGGGCUUCCUCGUUGAUGAAGGCAAGCCGAUCGCAUGGCGGGGUUUGAUGGUUAUGCAAGGCGUUCAAAGACUUCUCCGAAGCGUGGCUUGGGGUCCACUGGAUCUGCUCGUCGUCGAUAUGCCCCCAGGGACUGGAGAUGUACAACUGUCGAUCGCCCAGAAUAUACCCAUUGACGGAGCAAUGAUAGUCACCACGCCGCAAACGAUAGCGCUCCUCGAUGCCCGCCGUGGUAUCGAAAUGUUUCGUAAAAUGGAGGUACCCAAUCUGGGAAUCGUUGAGAAUAUGGCUGAGCAUGUGUGCGAGAACUGCGGGCACACAACGCACAUCUUCGGUAGAGAAGGAGCGAGGAAAUUAGCGGCAGAGCUGGAUGUACCCUUCCUAGGGAGCAUCCCGUUGAACUUGUCCAUCCGUGAGUGUUCGGACGAAGGCAAACCAAUUUGCGUUGUACAACCAAAUUGUCCAAUCGCGAAAACAUACGAGGAGCUAGCAGAUGGAGUAAUCACCCGAUUGGACCUACAGCGAAAGUGAUUCAUCUUCGACUUCGUCGCAAAGAUGGCCAAUGAGAAGCUAGGAUGUAUCUAUGUGCGGAUUCUAAUGUCGCAAUUGUAAUAAAUGGUU